CCGUUUUCGACUGGGCUUCCGAAUUGAAGCGCUUUCCAAAGCUACCCUAUCAGCGUGGCGGGCGGGCGCGCGAAAGAGGCAGCGAGAGUGAUGGGGAGAUGGAGGGCUUGGUCUCAGUUCAGGCAGCUAAAAGCAUCGUCGCGGCGGUCUUCCUCUCCAUCUCCUCGACCUAUUUCGGCUUCUCUCGAUCUUCUUCCUCGCCUCCAAACACAUGGUUUCUCCUCACGUCUUCUUAGAUUAUUCUCCACAAUUUCCGCUGUCUCCGAUUCUUAUGACGGGGGUUUUGGCGUCGGGCAUCACGAGCACAUACAGAAGAGUGAGUGGGACUCUCACGAAGAUGAGGGCACCUCCAGAUAUAUUCCGGUGAAGGCUUAUUUUCUAAGCACCAGUAUUGAUUUGAAGAGCAUGCAGACUGAAAAUGCGUGCUAUGUGAUUCCUCCAUCUUCUCGUUCAUCAAACUAUGUUGCGCUGCGCUACUCAGAUUACCCUCUAGACAUUGGCAUCAAUGAAAAUGGUGAUAAUUGCCGCUAUAUUGUAGUUUUCCAAUACGGAUCAGCUGUCUUGUUCAAUAUUGCAGAUCAUGAAGCUGAACAUUAUCUUGAUAUAGUUAGGAAGCAUGCUCAUGGAUUGCUUCCUGAGAUGAGAAAGGAUGAUUACGCUGUUGUUGAGAAACCACAGCUGACAUCCUGGAUGCAUGGAGGUGCAGAUUAUAUAGCAUUGAAAAGUUUGGACAUGGAUGGCAUACGCAUAAUUUGUAAUGUACUUGGACAAAGUAUUGCUCUCGAUCAUUACAUAGAACAGGUUGAUGAUAUGGUUGAAGAAUUUACAGACAUCAAUCGUGGUAUGGAAAAGACUGGAACCUUUACCAUGAAAAGAAAGAAGCUUUUUCAACUGGUGGGAAAAGCAAACUCAAACUUAGCUGAUGUAAUUAUAAAGCUUGGUUUAUUUGAUAGAUCUGAGAUUGCUUGGAAGAAUUCGAACUAUGCCCUGAUAUUGGAGUACCUUCGUGAAGAGUAUGAACUCGCUCAACGUUUUGGGAGCCUUAACUUCAAACUAAAAUUUGUGGAGCACAACAUACAUUUCCUUCAGGAAGUUCUUCAAAAUAAAAAAUCUGAUCUUCUGGAAUGGGUGAUUAUCAUACUGUUACUCAUAGAAAACAUAAUCUCAAUGUAUGAGAUUCUAAAAACCUCAACGGUAGUUCCUCCUUGAGCUCUUAUUGCCAUUUUGAUCAAAAAAUUUUUUUUAUGGCAUGCAAAGGUUCUGUUUUC
Dendrobium catenatum is the source of this 1268-nucleotide messenger RNA. RefSeq lists its product as uncharacterized. The transcript is spliced from 7 exons. Lineage: Eukaryota; Viridiplantae; Streptophyta; Magnoliopsida; Asparagales; Orchidaceae. The coding region runs from base 91 to 1209 and encodes 372 amino acids. The record is from RefSeq and is a predicted model, not a curated record.